This is a messenger RNA of Mizuhopecten yessoensis (Yesso scallop), 887 nucleotides long. Its product is annotated as microfibril-associated glycoprotein 4-like. NCBI's taxonomy places the organism in Eukaryota, Metazoa, Mollusca, Bivalvia, Pectinida, Pectinidae. The record is from RefSeq and is a predicted model, not a curated record. Bases 54 to 800 code for a protein of 248 amino acids. The transcript is spliced from 5 exons.
CUGUGUUUGAGUGACACUGUCAUAGAGGCGUAUGGGCAGUGUUGCAUGUAGUCAUGGUAUGGCUGUUAGCAUUACCGGUGUUUACAGCGGUUGGAGUUGUUUGCGGUGUUGAAAAUACACAGAAAAUAUGGGACGUUGAUGAAGUCUCAAAUACGAUGCUUUUACCGCACACUAUUUACAUCGUUGAAUUGGCUGGAUCGGCCAUAGAAUGUGUGCUGACCGCUAUGACGUACAACAAGUCCAUGGCGACGUUCGACGGAUUAUCACAAAGGUGUUUUACCUACAGUACCAAAACACAGAUGGAUUUGCUCUACUUGAAUGUAAUCAGGCAAGAAACAUGUGCAGGCCUUGAUCCAGCAAGUGAUUCUGGGGUGUACCGUGUCACACCCGUACCGGGGGACAGUUUUGACGUGUACUGCGACAUGGGUAGUGAACACGGUCCCUGGACUAUCAUACAAAAUCGACAAAGCAAUGAGGUCGACUUCUUCAGAAAUUGGGAUGAGUACAAAAAUGGAUUUGGAAAUCUUCUUGGAAACUUCUGGUUGGCUGAUGCCUUAAAAACGACCAAUGGCCGAAUGUUCACGACAAUAGACAGAGACAAUGACUUUGACGAAAGCCGAAACUGUGCUGAAACGCGACACGGAGCUUGGUGGUUCAGAAAAUGUACGAAUGCUAACCUCAACGGCUUGUAUAACUAUGAUCCUACUAAUCUCAGAACUUCGAUGUAUUGGAGGAAUCUCUUUGGAAAAGAUAUGUACGUUCCAUUGAAGACAUCAAAAAUGAUGUUGAAAAAACCUUAACGAAGACGAAAUAUGAUGUUCAUGCUACCUUCUCCUAUAUGGUCAAUACUUUCCAGCAAAUAUAACUAUAUGAAAUAUUAUGAGAGG